AUGGCCGGCAAGGUUCGUCCGUUCUUCCGAGCCGCGGUGCUGCCCAACCGGUUAGUUUGUAGAAGCAUUUCGAGCCGAUCCUUGCCACUGCGCACAUGCGCUCCCAUCCUCCAUCCUUCGUCCACUCCCCUCCUGCCACGUGUCACGCGCGGAAGCCCCGCCAUCGCGGGCGUUAGCGCCAGAAUAGGCCAGGGGCGCGCACUGGCAGCGGCGAGCUCGCAAGGCGGAGCGGAAGCGAGUGGCGGAGCGGGCGCGGGCGGCGCGGAAGGCGAGGUUGGCGGGGGGAGCGGGCCGCGGCUGGUGAUUUACAGCCGCGACGGGUGCUGCCUGUGCGACGGGCUGAAGGAGAAAAUCGACACGGCGCUGAUGAUGGGGACUGAGAGCAGUGCGCUGGAUGGAUUGCAGAUUGAGGUGCGUGCGUGGUGGGGGGGGAAGGGAAAACGCGCAUGGGGAAUGUGGGAGAUACGCGGGAGGGAGGGGGAGAAGAUUGAUACUGCGCUGCUGAUGGGGUCGGAGAGCAGUGCUCUCGAGGGAUUGCAGAUUGAGGUGCGUGACAUAACAACGAGGCAGGAGUGGAUGGAGGCAUAUCAGUACGAGAUUCCGGUCAUGAUGCGCGUGACGGUGGACCAAUCAGGGAACACUGUAGAGACCCUUAUUCCCCGCCAGUCACCGCGGGCAUCAGUGGAGCGAGUGAGGAAGGCAUUAGAGGCCGCAUUUUCAAGUUCAAGCUAA
Messenger RNA from Closterium sp. Naga37s-1, 732 nucleotides. The record is from the annotation of a GenBank genome assembly. NCBI's taxonomy places the organism in Eukaryota, Viridiplantae, Streptophyta, Zygnematophyceae, Desmidiales, Closteriaceae.